AUGUCUUCCAGACCACCUCUGAUACCCGAACAAUACCUCGAUAUCCCCUCACAGGCACGUUCCAUUUUCCAUGCUCAUACCAGACAGGCUGUAACGUAUGCACAGAGGCUGUAUUUGCUCAGCCUCGGCUUCCUGUGCCAGGCAGUGAAGGCAUUCGACUUCUUGUGGUACUUGACAUCCUCCCCAGAUUCGCUGUCCCUUUUUCGAAAAUGGCUACUGUUUGAUGUUGCAUAUUGCCUGGCACUGACGCGCUUACGAAUACCCCGGCUGAACUACAAUCGUACCGUCGUCUUUCUGCAAUUACUGCUCAUCGUCGUCUUUGACGGGCUGAUGUUUGGUGGAAUCACGGUCAAUCUGGGGGGUGGGAGCAGGGAAUCUGGGGUGGGAAACUCAAACUUACCGGACACGUUGAGCAUGGUUGGAAUGCUGUCCAUGCUGUCUUUUGGACUGCUCGGUCCUGAAACCUUCGAGUCUAGAGACUCGCAUCUGCUCGGGCAGCACACGAUUCGGAUGUCUCCCAUCAGCACUGCGCGACUGAAUCCACAAAGCUCGACAUUUUGUCUAGCGCAACCUGGAGACUUCGUGCUCAUUCCUGUCCUGCUCAACAACACGGACAUUUCGAGCUUGAAAUAUAGUUUGACGCCUCUUGGGUUCGACCCAGAGAAGGGGACCGACAAGGUCGAGAAGUUGUCGCUGUCUCUGAAAGAACUCAAAUCCAUCGAACAAGCACGCCUGGAGGCGACGCGACCAUCAGCUAUUGCGCGCCGAGAUCAGGAAGAGGAUUACGACGAGUACGCAGAUGAUGACGGGGACACUGCUGAUGACUCUAGCUCGGCCUCAUCGCUGCAGAAAACGCAGUCCGUUGUCCACAUCAAACUUUCCAAAUACGGAACCGUUCGGCUGGAGCAGGUCAUGGAUUCUUCGAACGUAGAGGCCCGGCUAGGAUACUCUGCCGAGGCAACUGUUGUUCCCUGUCCACAGGUUCGGUUCCUCAAGGACACUAGUCCCGAGGUCCGAUGCGCGGGACAAAACCAGGAAACCGAGCUUAUGAUCGAAAUCCGGGGAGUGCCGCCACUGAGCCUUCGUUGGUUUAAGGUCCACAACGAGAGACCGGAGCACUUUAUCGUGGAGGGUAUUGAUUCGGACCUGAGCAAGGGAACCGGGAAGGGCAUCGUACAAAAGGGGAAGCCGCAGACGCUCAAGGUCCCGCUCUCUAUCUCCCUUGCGGCUGCCGGACGUUAUCUCUAUGCUCUCGAGGAGAUCGUCGAUGCACUGGGUAACAUCGUACGUUUAGAGAUCCCGAAUCUCGACCCAUCUGCCCCCAGCACGUCCACGACGCGUUCUUUCAAUGUCUUGAGGCGGCCUUCGGUGUCGUUCAAGCACUGCCGUCCGGGCUCUCCGGCUUCGCUUCUAAUUGGAUCACAAGCGCAACUCUCAAUUUCGACCAAUGAUGCGGAUUCGUUGGACGCGCCUUGGGACGUGUCGCUUUACUUCAAGCCAACGUCGGAAGAUAAGAAAGUGCAUCCUUGGAAGAAGACCAUCUCGACUGAGGGGGGACGCCGGGAUGUGGACGUGACCGCAACCGUACCUGGAGAGUACAUCAUUCAGGGCGUGAAAGGCAAAUGGUGUGAAGGCGAUGUAUUGUCUCCCGAUACGUGCACUGUUAUCGAAAAGCCCAAGCCGGCGGUCGAGAUCGAAUGGCAAAAGAUCCACGAAUGUUCUGGUGAAACAGGAGUAUCUGCCGAUUUGACUCUCCACGGAACUCCUCCGUUCAUCGUCUACUACACUGUCCAGCGAGACUCGGAACCUCCCGUCGAACAAAGGCCCGAGCAGAUCGCCACUUCUCGCGGGAAACUCUCGAUCCAACCUGCCCAGGCUGGUCGCUACACUUUUACCGUCUCGCAGGUCAGCGACGCCAAUUAUCGCAGAGUCCCGGUCAACGGCCCGAGCAUUGUACAAGCCAUCCACCCGCUUGCAUCUGCGUCGUUGAUUGGGCCAAACAGACGGACUCUGAGCAGCUGCGCUGGGAACAUGGUCGAUGUCGAUGUUGAGCUAGGUGGUACCGGGCCUUGGGCAUUGGACGUUCGAGUUAUCACUCCGAAAGGAUCGGAGACUCUCCAGAUUCGGGAUAUCCUGACAGCCAAGAAAAAGUUGCAAAUCCCGGUGCCUGAUGAAAUCGACCGAGUUGGCGGGACCUUCGACGUCGAUCUGGUUAGUGUGGAGGAUGUCUACGAAUGUAAGAAACCUGUGACGGCUUCGAGAGUUUCGUACAGCGUGCGGCGCGUCAAGCCCACAGCUCGAUUCUAUGGAGACAGUGUGACCAUCUUGGAGGAAGAGAAGGCCACCCUGCCUUUACGACUCACAGGAGAUGGGCCUUGGCGACUGAAAUAUCGUCGCGACGAAAGCGGCCAGUUGCAGUCAGCCAUGCUGCGCAGCGCGAACGAUGCUUUGACCGUCACUGAAGCCGGCUUGUACCGAAUCCUCGAAGUAUCCGACUCUCAAUGUCCCGGCUUCGUCGAAGAAGAAUCGUCUACUUUCCAUGUCAAUUGGGUGCCUCGUCCCUCCGCAAAGUUGUCUGCCGAUACAUCAGCAGCUGCGAGAUAUGAAUCGUACAACGGCUCGCACAUCCUAGCUCCGAUCUGCGAAAAUAUGGAUGGGCAUAUCGAUCUUGACUUGACUGGGAGACCGCCGUUCCAAAUCAUGUAUAACAUUGCGCAGGACAACCAGAACGGCGGAACCAAGCUGCUUGGUCAGCCGACCUUCAGCAGCAUCCAGCCGAGGACACGGUUUGAGUUGCAGACUUCGAGCCCCGGGAGGAUAUACUACGAGGUCAAGCAGAUCGGGGAUGCAUCUUAUCCUCUUGCAAAGCACAAAAACGCUAUAAUCCCUCGCUCGCAGCGACUGCUUUUCGAACAACAGGUCAACAUGCGACCGGCUGCGCGUUUCAGAACAAGGAACCGCAUGUCUUACUGUUUGAAUGAUGUGUUCAUUGCCCAAGACCCGGUCUCGCUUGAUGGACUCGUCUUACUCGAAGGCUCGCCUCCCUUCCGACUCGAGUUGUCCGUCAAAAACUUCGGCACAAGCCAUGUCGAGCACGUGACUAUGGAGACAUACGACUCCUCUUUCAAGCUGAACCUGCCAUCGUAUGAGUUCAAAUCUGUUGGACCACAUCUUGUGGUGAUCGAAUCGGUCUCUGACGCGUCCAACUGUCCGCAAGCACCUCUCGAUCCACUUUACAGCUCAGUUUGGGUGGACGUGGCUGAGACCGCAGCAAUCAUCCCACUUGACCGCAGGGAGCAUUACUGUGUUGGGGAAGUCUCCACCUUCCAGCUCGAAGGUCUUUCGCCGUGGACAAUCUGGUACACGAUGAAUGGCAAGUCCCACUCGCAAGAAGUAAAGUCCUCGCCAUUCUCGAUGGUCCAACAACAACCCGGAGAGUUUGCGAUCAAUUCCAUUGCCCAUCAACAAAACAUGUGCAAGGCGGUGGUCACAGACUUGCGCAUCCAGGUUCACCCGCUGCCAUCGGCGCAAGUCGGACAUGGAAAACGAGUAUAUCAAGAUAUCCACGAGGGCGAUCAGGCCGAGAUCUUGUUCACCCUCGUCGGAGAACCUCCCUUCACGUUCACCUAUCAGCGCGCAGAGCCCAGCCAGAAAAAGGGCGGCAAGGCAGGCAAAGUCCUCGAAACGCACACCGUCUCGAAGGUGAUGAACCAUGAGUAUUCCAUCUUCUCGGCAAUGGAAGGAACCUGGACAAUCACAUCGAUCGCAGACCGGUAUUGCAGGUAUCCUCAGAUCCAGACAGAUCACAAUCCUGAAAAACAAAGGCGGUAGCCGCCCCUUACGACGCUUGUAAUAUUAUCUAUCUCAAUUUUGCAUCGCAUGGUUUUUGCAUGA
Mycena citricolor is the source of this 3894-nucleotide messenger RNA. NCBI's taxonomy places the organism in Eukaryota, Fungi, Basidiomycota, Agaricomycetes, Agaricales, Mycenaceae. The record is from the annotation of a GenBank genome assembly.